AUGGACGAUAUCUUCAUCCUGCAUAGGCCGUUGAUUCAACGUUUGUAUCAGAAGGAGAGAAAGACACUCAAGGAGGUGAAGGAAAUUCUAGAAAGGGAUCACCAGUUCCCUUCAUUACCCAUCUCUAUCUAUGAGACACGGCUACGCAAUCACCUGGGAGUGCGCAAGAAAUUUAAGAAAAGUGACUGGUCGAUCAUUUAUCAACAUCACAUGAAGACCAAGAGAGAGACAUCCUCACUCUAUCUGAACGGCGUGAAAUAUCCAUGGGUCAAAGCUUGGAAGGAAAUUAGACGUUCUGGCGCAAGACAGGCAACAACCGAUCUUGUGAUGCGGGAACAGCUUUCGAAGGUUGAAGGAUGGGGAUUUUUCAAUAUCUCCGCUUUAAAAUCUCUGAUUGAUGUCGGGGUCCAGAUCCGUCCGUUCGACCACUCGAAAUAUUGUUCACGACUAUUGCAAGAUGCUCAGUGUGGGAUGAGCAACGAAACAUACGAACUUCUAUACCGUUUCUUUCAAGACCAUUGUUCCGUCAGCCCAGAAGCUAUCAGCGAAGCAGUCUCCGAGGAAGGAACAACUCUUCUUGAGCUCCUCUCCAGAUUUGGUGUCAAAGUUGGGGGUACUGGGCUUCGUGCUCUCUUAAGGGCAGCUAGAAUUGGUAAUUUCAGCGCUGUGAACUGGCUAUUAGGCGCUGGUGUGAACAUCAAAGCUGGAAUUUGUGACGACUCUGGAUCGGGAGAUGACUUCACAAUUGUGGCACUGCUAAUCCAGGAAAUAGACGGUCAUCGGGAUAUUAGUUUGAAGAUGUCUAUGUUGCAACACCUUGUUGAUUGCGGAGCUGAGCUCAAAGAGAGAGCGAGUGACCAAUUCGCUGAUGGUCUGUUCAAACAUGUUUUAGAACAGAAAACGAAAGAGAUAUGGGGUAUUCGGGGCAUCGAAGGGGUCCAAAAUAUCAUUGUGGUCAAUGACAAGAAAAAAGCUGCGGAUGUACUCGUCCCUUGGCUUUUAGACCAACUUGGGGUCAGGUCUAGGAAUAUUGCUGGAACCGAACUUCAAGCUCUAUUUACGGCAGCCUCGGCUUCAAUAUUUGGCUUGCCGAUCUUGAAUGAGUUAUACACAACCUAUGGACUACCGCCCGACUCAGGAGCGGUCCUAGCCUCAUUAAUUAAAAACCAAGCCGGGGAGGAGCUGAUCCAGGAGGUUAUCCAGAAAAGCGCUUCUAUCGACAUGUAUGCUAAAGAGAAGGGGACUGACCGUUGUUAUACUCCACUCCAAGCUGCAGCAUCUGUCGGCAACUACUGUCUAGUGUUUCAAUUAUUGGACCGCGGAGCAGAUGUCAACGCCCCCUCUCGAGGGUUCCAUUGGUCAACAGCUCUUCAAGCAAUCUGCUCUUGGCAUCCCGCGUCCGGCGAGGAAAGAGAUCGUCAGCAGAAGAUCGUAAAUCUAUUGAUCAACAAUGGUGCAAAUAUCAAUGCAGAGCCUGAGGACGGAGGACUAACAGCAAUUAUGGUUUCCGCAAGUCAAGGAGACGUCGAACUUGCCGCUGUGCUGUUAGCCCAUGGCGCCGACCCCAAUCUUCAUGUCACGAGGCGACUAGGAAGGUACCCACAAUCGACGUUAGAUAUAGCCACUCGUCGAUGCGACAUGAUCAAGCUUCUUCUAGAUGCAGGAGCAUUAAGCGCUCGACGGGGUUCAACAGGGUAUGAAGGUGCCAUCUUGGACGCUGAGAAAUAUGGAAACCACGUCGUUGCAAGAAUUCUUCGGGAACACAUCGAGAAACAGGAGGAACAAUUUCAUAUUCGUCCCGAGUUACGGGCCUGCCACAGUGCAGUGAUGAAAAAGAUGGACGAGCAAGACGCCAAGCGUCGCCGGAAGAAAAUGCAGGAUACGGAUUGA
Molecule: messenger RNA, 1890 nt
Organism: Clonostachys byssicola
Lineage: Eukaryota; Fungi; Ascomycota; Sordariomycetes; Hypocreales; Bionectriaceae
Source: the annotation of a GenBank genome assembly